AUGAUUAUGUCAUAUGUUUCUCUCCUUAUACUCGCUGGACCCUUGGGAAUUCAAAGCAUAACUACAGUCAGUAGAGUGUCGGUGAAGGCUGGAGAUUCAAUCUCCAUCCCAUGUCUCUAUGGCUCACAAUAUACAAACCAUGUGAAAUACUUGUGUUAUGGAUAUUAUUGGAUGACUUGCUCUACGGAAGUUACAACUGAAACACAAAGUAGAAAGUUUUCAAUCUCUGAUGAUAAAAUCCAAAGAAUCUUCACAGUGACUCUAAAGGACCUGACGAAUAACGACAGUGGUUAUUACUGGUGUGCUGUGGAGAUUGAUAAAGGGCCAGAUGUCAGAAAUCAUUUUAACCUGUCAGUCACCAAAGGUGUGCCAAGUCUAUAUGUGGACGAACAGGAAAUCAGAGCAUUUGAUAGAGGAAACGUGACUGUCAGGUGCCACUAUAGAUCUCCAGCAGAAGCAACGUGGUGCAGGCUGGGCGGGUCCUGUGUGACGAGUCAGACUGGAUCCAUUAAUGGAACAAGAGUGACCAUCAAUUCAAGUGUCCCAAAUGUUUUCGCUGUGACUAUGUAUGGACUGAGAAAAGAUAGCAGCGGCUGGUAUUCAUGUGUCAAAAAAAACCUUCAAGUGCCAGUGCAUGUAACUGUUCAAGACUUACCCUCAACCACAACUACUACAACCCGCCCCAAUACAGCAAGACCGUCUCCAGCUACUACCCAGCAUUCCUCUCUGCGUACAAGUGCAGAACCAUUUACAGCUCAUCCCUCAAACUCCACCAUAAACACGACAGACGGAGGAAGCCUGCAAGAACACAAGAGUUCCACAAAGGUUGCGAUUCUCACCACCACCCUCGUCUUACUGCUGCUGGUUGGUCCCGCUGCCUUUUUUGGAUGGAGGAUGAUGAUGAGACAUAAUAAGACCAAGCCUCAGGGGUCUAACAUCACUGUGGGCUCACACAUUGAGAGUGAUCCUAAUGAGCACUACGCUACCGUGGUUCAUACUCAACAUUCAGCAGCCCAGCAGCAGCAGAAGAAUUCACCCGAAGAGAGUGUGACAUACAGUACCAUUGUAAUCAAGGAUAGCGUGCAACAAAUGACUGAACCAGUAGAUGGUAGUGUGAUCUACAUCUGCUCACUCACCAACAUGGAAUCUCCUCUCAGAGUUCUUCUCAUCCUCACCGGACUCACAGGAAUUCACAGCAUAACUACAGUCAGUAGAGUGUCGGUGAAGGCUGGAGAUUCAAUCUCCAUCCCAUGUCUCUAUGGCUCACAAUAUACAAACAAUGUGAAAUACUUGUGUAAAGGAUAUUAUUGGUCCUCCUGCAAGUAUGCAGUUAAAACAAACCAACACAUUUCAAGAGAGUUUUCCAUCUCUGAUGAUCAAAUCAAAAGAAUCUUCAUAGUGACUGUAAAUGACCCGAUGGUUAAAGACACUGGUUAUUACUGGUGUGCUGUGGAGAUUAGCGGGUCAGAUGUCAGAGAGUAUUUUCACCUGUCAGUCACCACAGGUACACCCAGUCUCUACACGGAUCAGAAGAUAACAGGAUUUGAAGGAGAUAAUGUAACUAUCAAUUGCCACUAUAGUAACCUUGGUGAAAUGAGGUGGUGCAAGCUGGGCCGCUCCUGUGUGACGACUGGAUAUUCUGGAUCAAUAGAUGGAACAGGAGUUACCAUCGAUGCAAGUGUCCCCAAUGUUUUCACCGUGACGAUGAGCGGACUGAAGACAGAGAGCAGCGGCUGGUAUCAGUGUGUUAAAGGAGACUUACAGAUGCCUGUGCAUGUGACUGUCACUAAGCCACCUACCACAACAACAAGGAGUACCUUAUCACCCACGACUGAGCCUGUGAAACCCACCUCUGUUUUUGCAGAAAGAACACCGACACCGACCACAGGUCAGCGUGAACAGCACAGGGUUUCACUUGACUUAAAGAAAAUCCUCAUCCCUUUGAGCGUGUUGAUCUUCGCUGUCAUGGUGGCCUUGUUCAUCUGGUUCAUGUUGAAAAGACACAAGCAGACCAAAUCAGCAUCAUCAGCCAUGACGGCAGAAGAGGACGUAACAUACAGUAAUGUUGACCACAAAAGGACAACUUCAAAUCAGAGGUUAAAUGCUGAGAGAGAUGCGGACGUGACAUAUAGUUCUGUGGUUUCCAUGAGGCAGAAAAGUGUCCAAAGGGUUGAAGCACAUGAUGACAAUGUUACAUACAGUACAGUGGCUUACCACUAGUGCUUCUUAGCACACGUUACCCCUCUUUGCCUAAUUUAUCCUGUUCGUCAUACAUUUCAAAGAAGCUUUUUCCCUGUUUGUUUGUCUUGGGUGUUACUGUUGUAUUAUUUAGUAGCACGAAAGCUCACAUAAUUACGUUUUCCUGACACCUUGUGCGGGGUUUCCAUGUGUCCAAACAUCUCAAAUUCAUCUUGUCAAAUGUAUUUUUUUGUUUAUGUGUCAAAUUGCAAUGUGUCAAGCUCACUUACUGUACUGUAUCUCAUAAAAGUUCCUUCCAAAAUA
Messenger RNA from Cyclopterus lumpus (lumpfish), 2502 nucleotides. RefSeq lists its product as uncharacterized. The transcript has 18 exons. The coding region runs from base 1 to 2220 and encodes 739 amino acids. NCBI's taxonomy places the organism in Eukaryota, Metazoa, Chordata, Actinopteri, Perciformes, Cyclopteridae. The record is from RefSeq and is a predicted model, not a curated record.